This is a messenger RNA of Parnassius mnemosyne (clouded apollo), 1653 nucleotides long. NCBI's taxonomy places the organism in Eukaryota, Metazoa, Arthropoda, Insecta, Lepidoptera, Papilionidae. The record is from the annotation of a GenBank genome assembly.
UUGGCUUCCAUAGAAAAUAAAGAAAUAACGCAAAGAAAAGCUAGUGAAAAGUAUGGCAUCCCACGCAGAACCAUUAUUAAUCAGUUAAGACUCCUACGAUCUAAAAUGCCAUCUCGACCUCCAGGCGCACCAACAACAUUUUCAAGUGAAGAAGAAGCCUUAUUUGUCGACUGCAUUUUAAGGCUGAGCGAGUACGGCUUUCCUCUCACAAUUUUCGAUCUUCGCAUUGUUAUUAGAACAUAUUUGGAGAAAAUUGGUCGGAGAGUUACAAAAUUUAAAAAUAAUUGUCCAGGUACUGAAUGGGUGUCAAGUUUCCUAAAAAGACAUUCAUGUUUAUCACAAAGAUUUGCGACCAACAUUAAACGCAACAGAGCAGCCAUUGACAAGGAAACCAUCACUGCCUACAUAGAAAACUUGAAAGAGGUGGUUAGAGACAUACCGCCCGAAAAUUUAUGGAAUUUUGAUGAGACUAAUUUAUCCGACGACCCUGGUCAAAAAAAAGUAAUAGCGAAGCGAGGUGCAAAAUACCCUGAACUUAUAAGUAAUACCUCCAAAAGCUCAACUUCUAUCAUGUUUUGUGGUAGUGCUAAGGGAGAAUUAUUACCGCCGUAUAUUGUCUAUAAAUCUAAGCAACUAUGGAAUACAUGGACGGAACAAGGGCCAAAAGAUGCCAGAUUUAACAAUAGCCCAUCAGGUUGGUUUGACAUGAAUAUAUUUAACGAUUGGUUUUUUACACAAAUUUUGCCAAUAUUAAAGAAACAAGAGGGUCCGAAAGUUAUAAUAGGAGAUAACUUGUCAUCUCACAUUUCUGUAGACGUCCUAAAUGCUUGUGACAAAAAUAAUAUUAGAUUUGUUUGUUUGCCACCUAAUAGCACUCAUCUAACUCAGCCGUUAGAUGUUGCCUUUUUCCACCCAAUGAAGGUAGCAUGGAGAAAAAUCCUGACCGAGUGGAAGGCGAGUGUUCAAGGUUUUCGGAAAUGUGGAAUUUAUCCGGUUGAUGCCAAUCCAUUAUUAGAGAGGUUGCCUACAACUGUUGACAAGACUGCUUUGCAAGACUCUUUUCUGCAGAGUCUUGAAGCUAAGAGGCUAGAAUGGACGACAAAUGGAACUACAAGAGGACGUCGCAGGAAACUACACAUCACUCCUGGAAAAAGUGUAACUGAAGAAUUAAGCACACUUUUGGAUGAUAAAGAAAAUGAAGAGUUGGCUCAACCGUCAACUUCAAAGAUACCAUGUCGCCGCAGAGCCAGUAGUGAAAGCUCUUACGCAGAAAGUAACGACAUGUCAGUUCAUGAUUCUUCCGAUCUAGGUUCUCUUGGAGAUUUAGAAAAUCUUGAAGCUAAUACUGAUACAGCGGCCGAAACUUGUAAUGAAAAUUGCAAUUUCAAACCAAUUGUGAAGGCGGUCGGGCAAUAUGUAGUCUUCACGUAUGAGGAGGAAAUUUUUCCUGGUAAAAUCACAAAAAUAACUAAAGAAGGGCCGUAUAUCUCUUCAAUGAAGAGGUCACUAAAAUCCUGGACGUGGCCUAAACCCGUCGAUGAAAUUCAAUACAAUUGGCAGGAUAUAUUGGGAUGUAUUGAAGUCCCUAAAAAAAUUAGUACCCGCCGUGAAAUAUAUUCCGUCCCUGAACUAGACCAAACUUGGGGUUUUUAA